Molecule: messenger RNA, 754 nt
Organism: Phaethon lepturus (White-tailed tropicbird)
Lineage: Eukaryota; Metazoa; Chordata; Aves; Phaethontiformes; Phaethontidae
Gene: GET3
Product: arsA arsenite transporter, ATP-binding, homolog 1 (bacterial)
Exons: 5
Biological process (GO): post-translational protein targeting to endoplasmic reticulum membrane
Cellular component (GO): GET complex
Molecular function (GO): ATP binding; ATP hydrolysis activity
Source: RefSeq, a predicted model, not a curated record
CUGCAGCCUGGCCGUGCAGCUCUCAAAGGUGCGGGAGAGCGUCCUCAUCAUCUCCACCGACCCCGCACACAACAUCUCAGACGCCUUCGACCAGAAGUUCUCCAAGGUCCCCACCAAAGUCAAGGGCUAUGACAACCUCUUCGCCAUGGAGAUCGACCCCAGCCUGGGGGUGGCGGAGCUGCCUGACGAGUUCUUUGAGGAGGACAACAUGCUGAGCAUGGGCAAGAAGAUGAUGCAGGAAGCCAUGAGCGCCUUCCCCGGCAUCGACGAGGCCAUGAGCUACGCUGAGGUGAUGAGGCUGGUGAAGGGCAUGAAUUUCUCGGUGGUGGUCUUCGACACGGCGCCCACUGGCCACACGCUGCGGCUGCUCAACUUCCCCACCAUCGUGGAGCGAGGCCUGGGCCGCCUCAUGCAGAUCAAGAACCAGAUCAGCCCCUUCAUCUCCCAGAUGUGCAACAUGCUGGGUCUGGGGGACAUGAACGCCGACCAGCUGGCCUCCAAGCUGGAAGAGACACUGCCCGUCAUCCGCUCCGUCAGCGAGCAGUUCAAGGACCCGGAGCAGACGACAUUCAUCUGCGUGUGCAUCGCCGAGUUCCUCUCGCUCUACGAGACCGAGCGGCUGAUCCAGGAGCUGGCCAAGUGCCGCAUCGACACCCACAACAUCGUGGUGAACCAGCUCGUCUUCCCCGACCCCCAGCGUCCCUGCAAGAUGUGCGAGGCCCGGCACAAGAUCCAGGCCAAGUACCUCGACCAG